UACCGCAGCAGUCGCAUCGAGGAGCAUCGGUGUUUACCUGACUGUGGUGAAUGCUGCAGUCUGCGGCCACAGUUAGAUCUGCAAUCAGAAAAUGAUUCUUCCAGAAGGACUCCCACACGCGCCCAAAUCCCUGAGCAGCCACAGAGAUUUUCCCAAAGGCCCUGUGGAGGAGAAGCAGAAUUUUCUGUAGGAGCUGAUUCCGAUCCAGAGAUGUUUAUUUUCGGAUACUUUAUGGAGAAUUUUGCUAGUAAUUUACUGGGAUUUUGUCGACUGAACCUGUUUCUUCUGCAGCUUGCGGAAUGGAGAUUAAAAAAUACAAGGAACCCAGUAACAAGCGGGCGAAACCUCUGUCCCGAGUCACAUCUUUAGCCAGUCUCAUCCCGCCUUUGAAGGCUACGCCUCUGAAGCGGUUCAGCCAGACCUUACAGCGUUCUAUCAGCUUCCGAAAUGAGAGCCGGACAGACAUUUUCACCCCGAGGUCCUUUUCCAGACAAGGGGCCCCGGUUAUCACAAAACGACGAGAUAGCAAACUCUGGAGUGAAACGUUUGAUAUCCGUGUUAAUCAAAUGCUCACAGCCAAGGAAAUCAAGAGACAAGAGGCAAUUUUUGAACUUUCCCAGGGAGAACAAGUUUUAAUUGAAGACUUGAAGCUAGCAAAAAAGGCUUAUCGCGACCCUAUGCUCAAGCUCUCUAUUAUGACGGAACAGGAGCUGAAGCAGAUAUUUGGAACACUGGAUUCCCUGAUUCCCUUACACGAAGAUCUUCUGAGUCGGCUGCGGGAGGCCAGGAAACCAGAUGGGACAACAGAACGUGUUGGUCACAUCCUUGUAGGCUGGCUUCCGUGUUUAAACUCCUAUGAUAGUUACUGCAGCAACCAAGUGGCAGCAAAGGCUCUUUUGGAUCACAAGAAACUGGAUCAUAGAGUCCACGACUUUCUACAACGUUGUUUAGAAUCUCCCUUUAGUCGUAAGCUGGAUCUUUGGAAUUUCCUUGAUAUUCCACGCAGUCGAUUGGUGAAGUACCCAUUACUGCUGAAAGAGAUCCUCAGACACACGCCGAACGACCACCCAGAUAAACAGCAUCUGGAAGAAGCAAUUAAUAUUGUGCAAGGGAUUGUAGCUGAAAUCAACAAGAAGACUGGGGAAUCGGAAUGCCAGUUUUACAAGGAGAGGCUCGUCUUUCUUUUAGAGAGUCAAAAAGACCCUCUGAUCGAAAAUUCUAAGAUGCUGUGUUGUCAUGGAGACUUGAAGAACAACAGGGGAGCAAAGCUCCAUGUUUUCCUCUUUCAGGAAGUGCUUGUAAUUACCCGAGUGGUGACGUGCAGUGAACAGCUGUGCUACCAGCUGUACAGGCAACCCAUCCCUGUCAGCGAUCUGGUCUUGAAUGACCUGCAGGAUGGUGAAGUGCGAUUAGGUGGAUCCAUUCGAGGCGCUUUCAGCAAUAACGAGAGAACAAAAAACUUCUUCAGAGUAAGCUUUGUGGAUCCUUCUGAAGGGCAAUCUCACUCGCUUCAGGCCAACGAUGCCUUCAACAAGCAACAAUGGCUGAACUGCAUCAGGCAGGCUAAAGAAGCUGUACAGCGCUCAUUGAGUGAUGCGGGAACGCUAGGGUACAAAAGGCAUACCCACCUAACUCCAAAUGGGAUCAUCGUGUCCCAUCAAGAACCAAAGCUUGAAAGAAUGGACCAAUCAGACAAUGAAUCGGACUGUAGUAUGGACACCAGUGAGAUUAGUGGGGACUAUGAACAGAUGGAACAAACACACUGUUGUGUAUAUCAGAAGAGAAUAGAGACGGACGUUUGACGUCAACACAGUUUGUAGAAGUCCACGGCAUUUUACCUGUACAGUAUUUGCAUUCCAUAAGGAGCAUUUUGGAAAAGCACUUUGAUUCCUUGUGAUGGUGUUACUGCUGUUUUAAUUUUGCAUGCUUGACAAAUACUGCCAAGUGUGUUCCUGUCAGCUGGAUUUUUGUUGUCUCCACUGUUUCUGGUUUGAUGUGCUCUCUAACAUCAUCAUUUGGACGGAUAAAAUAUUGUAUGGCUAUCGACAGCGCCUUGUUUGGUUGUGUUAUGUUAUGGACCAAUUCUAAGUGGAUUGAUACAAUUUGGGAGCAGCCAGACAACAGCUCUGGUGGUUUAUGUGGAGCAUCAGGCAACAUUUGAGCGAAGCUGAACAAAGCACUCAAAAUGAAUGAAACAACAAACUCUGACCAAUUACAGUUAUAACUUAAUGGAAUUUGUUUUUCUGAAGCAAGCUGCCUAAUAUUGCUCCAUGACUGGAUAAAUUCACCACUCAAGGUAUCAUCAAUGUAACUGCUAAAUCUGCCAAACCGUGAAUGUGUUGUCUAUUAUUUUACAUUCUACAGGAUAAGUUUAAGCAGAAUGUUUUUGUCCACGCCAUGUUAUCUGUAUGUAACGUAAUGCCCAUGUACAAGAUGAGGAAUCAAAAGGACAAGCUGUAUAAGAAAAAUGAAGCCAAAGCAUAUUAAUUAUUAUUUGGAAGAAAAGUAAUGUGUUUAAUCUAAUUUAGUAAAAUUUCCAUCGUAUUUAUAGGUUUUUACAUGAAUUGUAAAACUUCUAUUUGGCCAUCGCAAUAUAUUUAAAACGUUUUGUUUUAAAACAUGAAUUUAGCAGAUAUCUAUCCAAUGACUGGACGAGGAAUUGAUGGAAAAUAGAGUGAAAGGUGGUUGUUGCAAUUUUUAAAAUUGAUAUGUAAUUACACAUAUAACCAACGAGAGACUCUUGGUCCUGGAGGUAAUAUUAUUAUUCAUUUGCUAAACUCCUUAUUUGGAAGAUAAGGAGUGAGAACAUGACAGUCAAAGGAAUAAACUGAGACAUGGUAAUUUUGUAAAAA
Messenger RNA from Amblyraja radiata (thorny skate), 2852 nucleotides. RefSeq names its product Rho guanine nucleotide exchange factor (GEF) 3 (gene arhgef3). NCBI's taxonomy places the organism in Eukaryota, Metazoa, Chordata, Chondrichthyes, Rajiformes, Rajidae. Gene Ontology annotation, molecular function: guanyl-nucleotide exchange factor activity. Gene Ontology annotation, biological process: positive regulation of Rho protein signal transduction; intracellular signal transduction. Bases 300 to 1802 code for a protein of 500 amino acids. The record is from RefSeq and is a predicted model, not a curated record. The transcript is spliced from 10 exons.